AUGGCCGCAUCUGAGGACGGGAGCAGCUGCCUCGUGUCGCGGGGCCGCUCGCAGAGUGACCCUAGCGUCCUCACCGACUCCUCGGCCACCUCCACCGCGGACGCCGCCGGGGAGAACCCAGCCCUGGAGAAGAAGAUGGCCGGCAGGCAAGGCCGGGAGGAGCUCAUCAAGAAGGGGCUGCUGGAGAUGAUGGAGCAGGCCAAGAUGCCGCCGGCACCCAGAGGGGAUGAAGCGGACGCCGGCGCGCCCCCGUCUGUGGCGGAUGAGCCCUCUGCAGCCCCGGCUGGGGCCGACUCCACGCACAGUCCCCCCCGGCCCCCGGAGAGGCCUGCGGGCCAGCUCCCCAGCCCCCCUCUGCUGCCCACCCCGCCGCCCAAGGCAGGCUCCAAGACCACGAAAAACGUCACAGGCCAGGCCGUGCUCUUCCAGGGCUCUGGUGGGAAGAGCGCCGACCCCCUGCUCCGAGGCCAGCUUUCCACGCCCGCGGGGUCCCCGCACCUCAACGCUGCCCACCAGCCACUGCCGCCCAGCCGCGUCAUCGAGGAGUUGCACCGGGCGCUGGCCACCAAGCACCGGCAGGACAGCUUUCAAGGAAGGGAAGCUAAAGUGUCCCCGAAGAAGCGGGUGGACGUCCGCCUGUCCAGGACGCCCAGCCUGGAGCAGGCCAGGGAGCGGGAGGAGGCCUGGAGCCCCGACGGGGCCUCGGAGAACAAGCGGAAAGAGUCCGAGGAGAACAAGGAGAACCUGGUGGUCGCUGCCGAGCUCAAGGACGACCUGCUCCUGUACCAGGACGAGGAGACGCUCAACGACUCCAUCAUCUCUGGGACCCUGCCCAGGAAGUGCAAGAAGGAGCUGCUGGCGGUGAAGCUGAGGAACCGGCCCAGCAAGCAGGAGCUGGAGGACAGGAACAUUUUCCCCAGGAGGACGGACGAGGAGAGGCAGGAGAUCCGGCAGCAGAUCGAGAUGAAGCUCUCCAAACGGCUCAGCCAAAGACCUGCCGUGGAGGAGCUGGAGAGGAGGAACAUCCUGAAACGUGAGUGCCUGCCCCUGCCGGGCUGCGGCGUCGCGCGGGGCGGCGGCGGAGCGCUGGAGCGGAGCCGAUGCUCCCAGAAGCAGCCCCUGAGUCGGGGCCCCUGA
Messenger RNA from Condylura cristata (star-nosed mole), 1137 nucleotides. RefSeq names its product phosphatase and actin regulator 3 (gene PHACTR3). Bases 1 to 1137 code for a protein of 378 amino acids. Lineage: Eukaryota; Metazoa; Chordata; Mammalia; Eulipotyphla; Talpidae. Gene Ontology annotation, biological process: actin cytoskeleton organization. The transcript has 7 exons. The record is from RefSeq and is a predicted model, not a curated record. Gene Ontology annotation, molecular function: actin binding.